This is a messenger RNA of Radiomyces spectabilis, 654 nucleotides long. RefSeq lists its product as uncharacterized. NCBI's taxonomy places the organism in Eukaryota, Fungi, Mucoromycota, Mucoromycetes, Mucorales, Radiomycetaceae. The transcript has 5 exons. Gene Ontology annotation, biological process: activation of GTPase activity; regulation of small GTPase mediated signal transduction. The record is from RefSeq and is a predicted model, not a curated record. Gene Ontology annotation, cellular component: cytoplasm. The annotation marks the transcript as partial. Gene Ontology annotation, molecular function: GTPase activator activity.
AUCGAUUUUAAUCAACUGCAUUGCAUCGAUGCUGAAACCUUGGUUGCCAAUGGCAUCGAAAGCGAGUUACUGCGCUUAGAUGAAAGCUCGAUUCAUCGGCGGUUCAAGUUUGGUGUAUUGUACAUCAAAGAAGGCCAGACAAAAGAAGAGGAAUGGUUUUCCAAUGAACAUGAUUCACCCAAGUUUGAGCGAUUUUUGAAUAUCAUUGGUCAACGCGUCGCCCUGCUAGGUUACAAUGGCUGGGCUGCAGGAUUGGACACCAAAAGUGGUGAUUCAGGGGAAUAUACAUAUACGGAUGUGUGGGGUGACAACCUGUUAGCAUAUCAUGUUUCAACGUUGAUACCCUCGAGAAUUGGUGAUAAGCAACAGAUCCAACGAAAACGACACAUUGGCAAUGACAUUGUAUGUAUUGUCUUUGCAGAAGGAAGACAACCCUUUAAUCCUGCCGCGAUAAAGUCUCAAUUCCUGCAUGUGUUCAUUGUUGUGCAUGAAGAAGAGGUGGAAGUGGCCAUGGUGGAGAAUGUACCGAAUUUUGGCCCGCCGUUACCUGAACAUGCAUUCUUCUUUGAUCAAGCCGAACUACGAUCGUUUAUUCUCGCUAAAUGUAAGGAAACCCAAGAAAAAAAAAGAUACUCACGUAGGGUAGAUCACUGA